Molecule: messenger RNA, 2619 nt
Organism: Knipowitschia caucasica
Lineage: Eukaryota; Metazoa; Chordata; Actinopteri; Gobiiformes; Gobiidae
Source: the annotation of a GenBank genome assembly
AUGCCCUCCAGGAUGCCUCCACAGAACACCGAGGCUGAAGCCAUGCAGGUCGGGUCUCUGGCGGUCAACGGAAACAAAAGUGCCGUGGUGGUGAAUGUGGACGAGGGAAAGGGCGGAGCGGCGGAGGCUGAUGGAUCAAAAGGAAACGCAGGGGCCAGCGGGGAGGGGGAGUCGGAGAGCGAGGGGUCCAUAGAGGGCAUCCCGGUGAAGAGAUGGAUUAUGCACGGCGCGGUCAUGUUCGGCCGGGAGUUCUGCUACGCCAUGGAGACGGCGCUGGUCACACCUGUGCUGCUGCAGAUCGGUCUUCCAGAGCAAUACUACAGCCUCACGUGGUUCUUGAGUCCGGUCUUGGGCCUGAUGUUUACCCCUCUGAUCGGCUCGGCCAGUGACCGCUGCACCCUGAGGUGGGGCAGAAGAAGACCCUUCAUCCUGGCACUUUGCAUCGGCACACUCAUCGGCGUUGCUCUCUUUCUUAACGGAUCACUAAUCGGCCUGGCGAUGGGGGAUGAGAAGGGCAGUCAGCCGAUCGGGAUAGUCCUGACCGUACUUGGGGUGGUGGUGCUGGACUUCUGUGCGGAUGCCACGGAGGGACCGAUCAGAGCGUAUCUACUGGACGUGGCCGACACAGAGGAACAAGACAUGGCCCUCAACAUCCACGCUGCGUCGGCCGGUCUUGGUGGAGCCGUGGGCUACGCUCUGGGAGGUCUAAACUGGACCCACACAUUUCUGGGAGCGGCCUUUAAAUCCCAGGAGCAGAUCCUCUUCUUCUUCGCAGCGAUCCUGUUCACUGGGUCCGUGGUGCUUCACCUCUUCAGCAUCGAGGAGCAGCAGUACAUGCCGCUGCACGACCGCCUGGACCAGGAGAGUCCAGACCCCGCUCAGUCUCAGCCGUCGUCCAAUGGGAGGCCUGGAUUACUCGCCCCAAAACUGGAAAUGAUCGGUGAAGACGAAACCAUGGACAGUUUUGAUUUGUAUGAUCCCUACGGAGAUGACCAAUCAGAAAACGAUAUAGACAUGGACUUCCUGGAUGUAGAGCUUGUGAGAAGUAAAAGCGACAGUGUUUUGGCCAUGGCGGACGCGACCUUGGACCACAUAGAACACGACUCUUGGUUCCUGUGCCACCUGGAGCCGUCCAUCUUUGCCGACCGCCUGUCUCCGUACCACUGCUCCUCUCCGCCCGCAUCCACCUCCAACGCCAACAUCCGCCGCAGCAGCAGCGCGGGCAGCCAAGACCUGCUCCGCUCGCAGCCCAACCACCACCCGGCUCCCCAAACGCACAUACCCAAGAUAUCUCGCCUCUCCAUGUUCCUGCAAGAAAUGGAAAAUGACGACGGACAAGAGGCUCUGCUCAAUAACCAGCUGAACGAGCAGCGCACGCUAAACGGGCGGCUGUUAGCAGGAGCGGCUAACGGCGACGCUAACAAACUCAGCACCAAAGGACAAGCUCAUCGCGCAGGGAUGGUCAAAGCUGCCAGCACCGGAGCAGCCGGGCGUCACUCUCGCCAUCGGCACACCUUCUACCGGCAGCCAUCUUGCACGUUCUCCUACUACGGCCGCGUGGGGAGUCACCGCUACCGCUAUCGCCGCGCCAACGCCGCCUUCCUCAUCAAAUCGUCGCGCAGCAUGAACGACUUGUACGAAGUGGAGGCUCGGCACCAGAAAAGGGACAAGCAGAGGAACAGACACCGCAGCGGCAACACCAACUCCUCCAGCGGCGACACGGAGAGCGAAGAGGGAGAGGUCGAGACCACGGUGCGUCUGCUGUGGCUGUCCAUGCUGAAGAUGCCUCCGGAGCUGCUGCGUCUGUGCGUGUGCCACCUGCUCACCUGGUUCUCCAUCAUCGCUGAAGCCGUUUUCUUCACCGACUUCAUGGGACAGGUCAUCUUCCACGGAGAUCCCACAGCUCCUUCAAACACGACAGAAUUUGUGAAUUAUCAGAAUGGAGUUCAGAUGGGCUGCUGGGGGCUGGUUAUCUACGCUCUCACUGCAGCUACAUGUUCAGCAAUUCUUCAAAAAUACUUGGACAACUUCGACUUGAGCAUUAAAAUCAUCUACAUUGUGGGAACUCUUGCAUUCGCGAUCGGCACGGCGAUCAUGGCCUUAUUUCCGAACGUGUACGUGGCCAUGGUCAUGAUCAGCACCAUGGGCAUCAUCUCCAUGAGUAUCUGCUACUGUCCCUACGCCCUCCUGGGACAAUACCAUGAAAUCAAAGAGUACAUCCAGCACAGCCCGGGUAACUCCAGGAGAGGCUUUGGUAUCGAUUGUGCCAUUUUAUCCUGCCAGGUGUACAUCAGUCAGAUUCUGGUGGCGUCUGCUUUGGGGGCGGUUGUGGAGGCUGUGGGCAGUGUGCGGGUCAUCCCCAUGGUGGCCUCCGUCGGGUCCAUACUUGGAUUUUUCGCCGCCUGGUUCUUGGUGAUCUAUCCUUCUCCAAACAGCAGUGACGCUGAUUCAACCAAAGCCUCUGAGAAAAAAGCCUUGACAGCGCUGGAAAAUCCCCCGGAAAAGUCUGUCCCCGACGUCGUCAUCAAAGAGAAAUCGAGUUUCUGGAAACUCAACCAAAACGGGAAAACCAGCACCACCACCUCCUCAUGCCACACAGAGAACGAGUCCGCACUGUGA